AUUCAGUAUUUGCUGGUUAGUCAGCAUAGAGCUUUCUACUAGUCGCUAAUUGCAAUCGGUUGUGCAUCCACUAAAAUAUUUUUACUUAUAAACAGAAAUUAAUCAUCAAUAUUAUUUACAUUAAGUAAAUGAAUGUUUACUUAAUAUGUACAUGUUAGAUUAGAUAUAUAAUAUAUAAGUGCGUUUAUAUAUAAAAUGUAAACAAAUUGAUACGCUUAUAGUUUGAUUUUGUUUUCCCUAAUGGAAGAAAUAUUCAUAUAAUAUAUUAUGACGAUUUUUUUAUUAAACAUACAAUACAAUAAGAAUAAUAUUCAGUCUGUAAUAUAAUUAUAAAAGAAAUAUACAUAAAUUAAUAAAUUUUAAAUAAAUACAUAAUUUUUUUAAAAUGACUAAUAAGAUAUUAGAUUUUGAAACAUACGUUAUAUUUGAUAUUGAAACAACAGGUUUACCUAUAUAUAAUUUUAAUAAAUCAAAUAUUAUUGAACUUUGUGCUAUGGCAAUAUCAAAAACUGAAUUAUUUCGUUCUCAAACACCCAGAGUUAUUCAUAAAUUACUUUUAUUAUUUAAUCCACGACGAGUUAUUCAUCCAAAUUCUUCAAAAUAUUCAGGUUUAUAUAAUGAUCAACUUGAGUAUGAAAAAAUUUUUGAUGAAAAUGCUGCAAAUACUAUAGCUGGAUUUUUCCAGCAUUUGCGCGGGCCAAUUUGUUUAGUUGCACAUUAUGGUGAUAAACAUGAUUUUCCAAUUUUAAAAAAAGCCUUUGAAAAAAUAAAUUCCAAUUUACCAGAAAAUGUUUAUUGUAUUGAUUCAUAUAAAGCUAUUGUUCAUAUAGAUGCCAUAAGACAAGGUGCUGAUAUACCGAAGGAAAUAAGAGAAAACAAAUAUGAAAAUACAGAAAAAAAUCAGUUGGAAUCACAAAAUAUCGAUUAUAAAGAAUUGUUAAAUGAAGAUGAAGAUCUUUUUAUACAUUUUAUAGAUGUUUAUUUAGAUGAGAUAGAAAAAACUGAAACAAAAAAUAAAAAUGAUAUCCAAAAAAUCAAUGAAACUACACCAAAACGUCGUUUCGCAACUGACAUAAAUCAAACUAAUAGAUUUGUGGCCAGAAAAGCUAUAAAAAUAAACUCAGAGACUGGAGAGAAAGUAAAAAAAAAUUUAUUUCAUACAAAUCAACCCGAAAACAAUAGUAAGGGAUUUCCAAAAUUUAAAUAUGGUUUUUAUAAAUUAAUGAAAAUAUAUGAAAGAUAUUAUAAUGAGAGACCAAAUAUACUACAUCAAGCUGAAGCUGAUGUUAUAACUCUACAAAAAAUUUUAUUUUAUUAUGGAAAUGAUUUUGUAAAAUAUUGUGAAAGAAAUGCAACACCAUUUUCAAAUAUAAAUCCAUUGUAAAUAAAAAUGAUGACAAUAAUCUUAAUUUUUUAAAUAAAUUAAUUUUUUAGAUUUUAA
Condylostylus longicornis is the source of this 1441-nucleotide messenger RNA. RefSeq lists its product as uncharacterized. The transcript has 2 exons. Gene Ontology annotation, molecular function: 3'-5'-DNA exonuclease activity; nucleic acid binding. Gene Ontology annotation, biological process: DNA catabolic process. Gene Ontology annotation, cellular component: cytoplasm. The record is from RefSeq and is a predicted model, not a curated record. The coding region runs from base 386 to 1384 and encodes 332 amino acids. Lineage: Eukaryota; Metazoa; Arthropoda; Insecta; Diptera; Dolichopodidae.